Messenger RNA from Arabidopsis lyrata subsp. lyrata, 1334 nucleotides. Its product is annotated as F-box/kelch-repeat protein At3g44120. The record is from RefSeq and is a predicted model, not a curated record. Lineage: Eukaryota; Viridiplantae; Streptophyta; Magnoliopsida; Brassicales; Brassicaceae. Gene Ontology annotation, molecular function: protein binding. The transcript has a single exon. Bases 137 to 1255 code for a protein of 372 amino acids.
AUGUCAAAACAUGAAAGCUCAUUCUCACUUUGCCAAAACUUGAAAAUAAAACUUGGUCAACUGCCAUAACUUGAAAUUUACCCUUAUUAUUAUAUUGAGAGCCAAAUGCUGCUGCCGUUUUCUUCAGAGAUCAAAAAUGACGUUACCGGAGCUUCCAAAGGAUUUGGUAGAAGAGAUACUCUGUCUUGUUCCGGCCACAUCUCUGAAACGAUUACGAUCCACUUGCAAAAGAUGGAACCAUUUAUUCAAAGAUGAUAAGAGAUUCGCAAGAAAGCACACUGACAAAGCCGCAAAGCAGUAUCUACCUCUCAUGUUGACCAAGGACUACAGGAUUUGUCCUAUAAACGUCAAUACUCCAUCUCUAGAGGUUAAAAAUGAGCUUAGCUUACUCGAUCCUCAUUCAGCAGCUCAAUUCAACAUAGAUCGAGUCUUUCACUGUGAUGGCUUGUUGUUAUGCACAUCCCAAAAAGAAUCAAGAUUCGUGGUUUGGAACCCUUUAACUGGUGUAACCAAGUGGAUCGAACUCGGCGAUCGUUACAACGAAGGUAUGGCUUUUGUUCUUGGAUAUGACAACAAGUCCUGUAAUAAGAGCUACAAAAUCUUGAGCUUUAAUUUUUGUAACAAGGAUUCUGAAAUCUACGAGUUUAGCUCUGACUCAUGGAGGGUUAUUGAUGAUAUCAAGCCACGCCACUACUUGGAAUACUCUAGAAAGUGUGUGUCUUUGAAGGGAAACACUUACUGGUUUGGUAUAGAUAGAAGACGAAGUCUAUGGGACCCUAGCAUGGCCUUGCUCAAAUUUGAUUUUGGAACAGAGAAAUUUGGGUAUGUUCCUCUGCCUCGUCCAUGUCAAGUGCAUGGUUUUGAGGCUUCUAAUCUUUCCGUUGUCAGAGACGAAAAGCUUUCGGUGUUAUUAGAGGACGGUUCUACAUCCAAGACUGAGGUAUGGGUGACAAAUAAGAUUGGUGAGAACAAUGUGGUGUCGUGGAGCAAGGUCUUAGCAUUGUAUCCGAGAGCUGAUUUUUGGCAUGGCGCAAGUUGCUUGCUAGACGAGGAGAAGAAAGUCGUCCUGUGUUGUAAGAGUAAGAGAUGGAUGGAGGAAGGAGACAAGGUAUACAUUGUUGGAGAGGAUAAUAAAGUCAAAAUAAUGGAUUCUGGAGUUUAUACAAUUGAAGGAUCUUGUCCAACUAUUCUUAAUUAUAUUCCAAGUUUGGUUCAAAUCGAGAGAGCUGGAGGCAAAAGAAAAAGAGGUGAGUAAACAACCUCUAAUACAUGUAAUCUCUUCUUUUUCUGUUUUCAGAAUUAUUUUUUUAUUGGCAAGUUAUCUUGGUCAUGCA